Molecule: messenger RNA, 390 nt
Organism: Triticum turgidum subsp. durum (durum wheat)
Lineage: Eukaryota; Viridiplantae; Streptophyta; Magnoliopsida; Poales; Poaceae
Source: the annotation of a GenBank genome assembly
AUGGCGUCGGAGAAAGACGCGGCGCUCGCCGCCGUGCCCAACGACAACCCCACCAUAUUUGACAAGAUCAUCAAAAAGGAGAUACCUUCUACAGUGGUGUAUGAGGAUGAGAAGGUCCUCGCUUUCAGAGACAUAAAUCCUCAAGCUCCGACCCACAUUGUAAUCAUUCCCAAAGUCAAGGAUGGAUUAACCGGCCUUUCAAAGGCAGAAGAGAGGCAUGUAGAGAUACUUGGCUGUCUCCUCUACGCUGCAAAAGUUAUCGCAAAGCAGGAAGGACUUGAAGAUGGCUACCGUAUUGUCAUCAAUGAUGGCCCUAGUGGAUGUCAAUCUGUUUACCACAUCCAUGUCCAUCUCCUUGGAGGGAGGCAGAUGAACUGGCCCCCAGGCUAA